AUGACUGAAGUAAACGAAAAUUCAGACUCUGGAAUUAAUUCAGCACCCAUCCAGUUGAGUGAAGAUGACUGGCUACAACUAUUACAGAAGCUUACACCAUCUAGUAUUGAAAGCUUGCAGCAAACCUUGAAGCGGCUACAAACUGAGCAUAUCAACACAACAGAAAAGGGAAAUACAUCAGUACCUUUUGUCAGCUGCUCGCCUUCUGUUCUUGCACCACAGCCUCUUAUUAGUCAGGCUCAUCCAAUUGUUAUGUCACUUGGUAUGCCCAAAACUCCCAUUGCACCAGUGAUGGCAAUGCCGCAUGUUCUAAACAUUUCUAAAAAUACAGCGAACUCUAUCCCAGGAAGGAUUGUUCUCCCCUCAUCAGCACUUCUUAUUGCACCCCCAGCCCAUGGACAAGCAUACUCUUUAGAUUCGUGUUUGCCAGUUGCUGAUCUAAGUAGGUUAGUUGUUACUAGUGGAUGUUUUCCGAAUGUGACUUCCGGUUUGCUUGCAACUACCACUAUACCUGAAUCCUUCAGUAGUUUAAACACGCUAGCCAAUGCAGCGGUUGCUAUGGCUGCAAAUGCCUCACACUGGUCAUCUGGUGUUUCAAUCCCAACUACUACCACCACUACUACCACUAGCACAACAGUUCAAAUGUCUAAUUCAUUUCGAUUCUCCCCUAUUCCAUUUACUUCUAUUUCAACCGGAUCUACCAUUUCUACAUGCAAUUCUGUUAAUGAAUUAAUUCAUCAUUCUACGUCUACAUCUAAUUCCGAGUUUACUACACCUAUUUUAUCGAGUUUAGGAUCAACAAGUUUAACAGUCUAUCCAGUUCAUGUUUCUGCUAAUGGUUCAACUGUACUAGUUGCUUCAUCACCAACUUCUCAAGAUAUUUCUAAAUCGUACAUUACAACUAACUCAUCAGUAUCAUCGUCAUCAGUCUGUUCUACAUCAUUUGGAAAUUAUUUAAAUUCUUCUGUAGAAGCAUCCAAUUUAUCUCCACUAUCUAUUACAUGUAGUUCUAAUUUAUCUUCAAAUUCAAUUACUAGUCCUACGCCUAUACUUACAUCAACACCUCGUGGUAAGCCUAAAUUUAAAGCAUUAUGGGAGUCUACUCUUUCCAAUAAUGAACGCAUUAAUCAAUCUAUUGUUAAUGAAUCUUUAACAAACCUUGAACAUACAAUUCAUUCUGUCAAUGAAUGUACAACCACAAAUUCUACCUUACCAAUCAAUUCAAUCUCAAGAACAAAUCGUACAAAUAAACGUCAAUCUCCUAUGCUUGGAAUUAAAUCUAUUGGUCAAACACCUAAACGUCUUGCUGCAACAGCUGCAACACUUUCACAAGAAAAUAAAUCAAUUUCUUCAGAUGGAUGUAAAAAGUUUCUUCUUAUUUGUUCUCCAUCUAAAAAUAUUCCAGUAAAAUCACAAAUCGAACCAGAUUCUGGUAUAUGUUUGUCGUCUAGUGGUGGUAAUCUUUCAGAGUCUGUUUUAUCGAAAAAUACAUCUUCAUGCACAGAAUUAGAUAUAACAGAAUCUUGUAAUUCUACUACUCGUCAAUUGAUUACUAAUAUAUCAGAUGAUCGUGUAAAAUUACCUAAAAAUACAGAACGUAAUAAUAAUAUUUCACUGAAACAAUCCAGUUUAUUACACUCUACAGGAUCUAACGUUUCGUCUGGUCGCGACUCUUCAGACAUAAUUGAAUCUGACCCUAUUGUUUCUGAAGUGUUUAUGGGGAAAACAUUCGAAAAUGGAAGACGAAGUUUAAAGGAAGAACCAGUUAGUGAUGAUGAAGCUAGACGUCGUGCUAAACGGCGUGAACGUAAUCGAGUCGCAGCGGCCAAAUGUAGACAAAGAAGACAAGAUCAAAUUGAAGAGUUACAACAUCGUGUUGAUGCAUUGACUAGAACAGGACAAGAGCUUCGUUCAUCUCUACAUUCGUUAGAUUUAGAACGAGCUAGACUAGAAAGUCUUGUGGAAGAGCAUAAAAUUGCGGGUUGCCCAGCUGCUGAGAAGAUUUUACUAAUGAAUCGAGAAUAUUCUGACAGUGCUGGAUCAUUGGAAAAUUGUUUAGAUCUUGGUAAAACGGAUGAAUUGAUGGAUAGUAACUCUACUUUUUGUGAUGAGAAACUGGUUAUUUUGUCGUCAGCAUUAGCAGCAAAAACUACAGUACCAGAACGUUUGCCUAUUUCUUCUUCUUCAUGUAUAACUUCUUCAUCUCACCUUUCAUCUACAGCUGGAUUAACGGCAACAUUUCCUACUGUCAACAGUUCCACUGUUGCUGCUACCACUACUAGUAAUUGUAGUAGUAAAUUGAUUUCAAGUCAUUUGAAUGUUCCUUCGAAUUUACAGAAGUCAGAUUUACGUUUUCAUAAUCGUUUAACCACAAAUUUCGUCCCUCUUAUUCCCAGCAGAAAUAAUAAUAAUAAUUCAACUGUUAUUACUACUGUCGCUGCUACCGUGACAACUUCUGUUACUACUACUAAUACUGCUGAAAAUAAUCAUACUGCUACUACUACUAGUAUUAGUAUUAGUAGUAGUAGUAGUGUUAGUCUUAUAAUUAAUUCCAGUGAAGAUCAGAAUCGUUUAACUUCGUCAACAUUAACUGGAACUAAUUCAGAAACGAGUGAUACUUCAACAAGAAAAAAUAUUGUCGCACGUUUUGUUUCUCGUCCAUCUACUCUACUACCAUCUUCAUCAUCAUUAGCUCAACCUUUAGAUGUCAUUAAAGCACAACGUCAAGCUGUUUCUAAAUUUGCUGAUGGAAUAAAUCAAACAAUUCAUCCAACUUCGUCGAAUAAUUUAACACCGUGUUAUUGGUCAUCAGAUUUACAAAAUUUAUCACCGAUUCUUACACCAUCCACAUGGAAACUAUUGAAAAAUUUAACUUCUUCCAGUUGUAAUAAUAAUACUACUAAUAAUAAUGGUAUUAAUACUAAUAGUAUUCAACAAUCUUUUCUUCUAACGCCAACAUUAAGCCCACUUUAUCCUGUCUUACCUACACAAGCAUUCACUUCUAUUACAAGUAUGGAAUCACUGAGAUCUGUGAGUAAUCCUACUAUUAUUAUCACUUCCACAACUACGAGUACUCCUUAUUCUUCUACUACUUUGACUAAUAAUAACACUACUGCUAAUAUGUGUGCUAAUAAUGGUAAUAAUAAAGACAAUAAUAAUGGUACUAAUAGUACUGUUCUCUCUGUGGUUGAAUCUAAUCCAACCACAUAUGUAAAUAAUAAUUUGCUCAUCAAUCCUACUACUGUGACAACUACAAAUAUUAACAAUACUACUUGUUCAUCGUUGGAAACUACCUUUGAUAACUGUGAUAAUAAUACUAAUAAUAAUCGUACAAGUGAAUCAUCAAAUAUUCUUAGCAAAGAUAAUGAUAACGAUAAAAGUAUUGUUGAUGAAUCGAGUCGCAUUAUACUAAUGCAACAAUCAAGUCAAUUAAACGGACAAUAA
This is a messenger RNA of Schistosoma guineensis, 3444 nucleotides long. The record is from the annotation of a GenBank genome assembly. Lineage: Eukaryota; Metazoa; Platyhelminthes; Trematoda; Strigeidida; Schistosomatidae.